AUGGCCGUAGUGGGCGGUCGUCUUGGCUUUUUGUGGGCGUCACCUUGGCAGAAUCCAGCUAAAAAUAUAGGUCUUCAAAAUGUCGAGAGAUACGACGAACGCGGACGCGACGCGGCAGGUUCCCUGUAUCGAUCGGUGUUGCAGACUGGCGAUGCUGCGUAUUGGCUUGGUCGUCGUGUCCGCUCUGUUUCUCCGUGCAUAAUAAUGGCAGACCAUGAAAGCCACAAUGAUGAGGGAAACCCUCUGUCUGUUAUUCAUUCUGCAGGUACAAAAAGAACACAGGAUACGUAUGAUGGGCCAGCCAGCAAGAGAGCACAUGUCGACGGUGACGACAAUAAUCUAGCAGUUAAGAUUCUGAUUCCUUCGGCAGCUGUCGGAGCAAUUAUUGGCAAAGGAGGAGAGGCAAUGCGAAACUUGAAGAAUGACCACCAAUGUCGUGUUCAGAUGAGCAAAAGUUCGGAAACUUACCCAGGCACAAGCGAGCGUAUUUGUCUUGUAAAGGGUCGUGUACAAAAUGUGAUCGGUGUCAUAGAUGUGAUACUGCAGAAAAUCCGAGAGAAAUGUGAAGGUUCUACUAGCUCGGAUGCGUUUGAUCAUAAAGGUGUUAGCCGUGGUAAUGAGGUAAAAAUUGUCAUGCCUAACACAUCAGCUGGAAUGGUUAUCGGGAAGUCUGGUGCUAAUAUCAAGGAUAUUCGCGAGACGUAUGGAUGUCAGAUUCAGGUUUUCCCAAAAGCUGGAUCAACAGAGGCGCAGAACUCUUUGGAGCGAAUUGUCACUCUUGCUCACGAAGAUCACUCGCAACUUAUCCAAGCCACAGCACGUGUUCUGGAGAAGGUUGUUGCCGAUCCUCACCACACGAGCGAAAUCAACAAAGAGGACUUUGCUUUCGGUUCACAAACGUACGGCUAUGCUGCUACACAACAACCGACGAUCAAAUUCAAUCCCAUGAGUGGUUUGGGAAAUCAAGAGUUGCUCUCCUUCCUCGAUAACCUUCAGUCCACUCUUCGAUCAUCUGGCUUCAAUGAGGCUAGUGUUGCUGAGGUCAUGCAAGCUAUGCAGGUUCUCGCCAAGUACAACAUCAUGGGUCUUGGUCUCGGGCUUGGCGUAGCUGCUAUGGCCCAAAUGCGAUCAGCUCAGGAGACCACGCCACAAAUGCCAAGUAACCAUGGUGUGGCUGGAUUUGGUGAUCAGGGUGGAUAUGCUGGUGGUGACCAGCCUGUCAAUUUGCUCCUGGUGGAGGUGCUGAGGACUGGGUCUGGUGCAACCGCAAACGGUGAGAAUUUCGCAUCGUCAAUAAUGGUCGAGCGCCGUGUUUCCAAUGAGUCCAUAGAACUAGAGGUCCCUGACACCGUGGUUGGCGCCGUAUUAGGCCCAAAAGCUCGCACUCUGCAAGAAAUUCAGCUGUAUAGUGGGUGCAAAGUGCAGGUAUUUAAGCGCGAUGCAAAGCCAGACCUGCCUGUUGGAACGAGACUUAUCAGUCUGGCUGGAGAUGAGAAAAGCAUGCGAAUGUGCAGGGCAAUGAUUGAGCGGGUGGUGAACGAAGCUCAAGACCGCAGGACGGUCAUUCGUCCUUAG
Messenger RNA from Necator americanus (New World hookworm), 1575 nucleotides. RefSeq lists its product as uncharacterized. Lineage: Eukaryota; Metazoa; Nematoda; Chromadorea; Rhabditida; Ancylostomatidae. Gene Ontology annotation, molecular function: mRNA binding. Gene Ontology annotation, cellular component: nucleus; cytoplasm. The transcript is spliced from 14 exons. The record is from RefSeq and is a predicted model, not a curated record. Gene Ontology annotation, biological process: regulation of gene expression. Bases 1 to 1575 code for a protein of 524 amino acids.